AGUCAUUAUAUCUAUGAUUUAUAAAUAUUAUUGUGUUUUAGAAAACAAAUAUGACACAAUAUCUGAAAAAGUCCACUCAAUUGGUUGGUUUAGCUGUCUCCAAAGCACCACGUCAAUCUCUUGUAGAUCUGUACAUGAAAACAAUAACAGUUCUUGGAUCAAUGCCUAAAACUUCUGUGUAUCGACAACAAACGGAAGAAAUUACAAAACACCGACUUAAUCUUGCCAAUACAGAGGAAGAUGUUAUGAAACUAGAACAGAAAAUAAAUUGUGGUCAGAUUGAGGAGGUGUUGAUACAAGCUCGGGAUGAAUUAUCAUUAGCUGAACAAAUGACUGAGUGGAAGCCGUGGGAAGCACCUGAGUCAUCAGAACCUCAUGGACAAUGGUCUUGAUUAAAUACAAUAUCAUUUAGUUGUAUGUUGUUUCAGAGAUUUUCUUUCUGUGAUUAUAUGUGUAAAUGCAAGUUAUUAUUAAAUGCAAAUACAAAAAGAUAACCACUGAUUGUUUUAACCAUU
Messenger RNA from Hydractinia symbiolongicarpus, 515 nucleotides. Its product is annotated as NADH dehydrogenase [ubiquinone] 1 alpha subcomplex subunit 5-like. NCBI's taxonomy places the organism in Eukaryota, Metazoa, Cnidaria, Hydrozoa, Anthoathecata, Hydractiniidae. Gene Ontology annotation, biological process: respiratory electron transport chain. The transcript has a single exon. The record is from RefSeq and is a predicted model, not a curated record. Bases 51 to 392 code for a protein of 113 amino acids.